Penicillium canariense is the source of this 1248-nucleotide messenger RNA. RefSeq names its product putative DNA 3'-phosphatase Tpp1. Gene Ontology annotation, biological process: DNA repair. The transcript is spliced from 8 exons. The record is from RefSeq and is a predicted model, not a curated record. Gene Ontology annotation, molecular function: double-stranded DNA binding; ATP-dependent polydeoxyribonucleotide 5'-hydroxyl-kinase activity; polynucleotide 3'-phosphatase activity. Lineage: Eukaryota; Fungi; Ascomycota; Eurotiomycetes; Eurotiales; Aspergillaceae. The annotation marks the transcript as partial.
CAAUCGGUCGCGACCUUUUUCACACCCGCUUCACAAAAGAAGCCGGAGCCUAUCACUUGGCGGGUUCUGGGCACCAGUCUGAUCAUUGGGAAGUAUGUUCCUGCGAAGAGUAUAUCGGCAGCAUCAGAGCAGGCCCGCAGGAUAGCAUCCUUUGAUUUGGAUUCAACGUUAAUCAAGACUAUAUCGGGAAAUACCUUCCCCAGAUCUCCGAAAGAUUGGCAGUGGUGGGAUCCGACGGUUCCAAGGAAGCUCCGCGAGCUCCAUUCGGAGGGUUUCCAAAUCGCGAUCUUCUCGAACCAGAAAAUGAUCAAGAUUCAGAAAGAUAUCAAGCACGGAAACAGUGAAUCGAAGAGCUUGGCAAACUUCAAAGAAAAAAUGACGGCCGUCAUGACUCAAUUGGAAAUUCCCAUGACUGUGUACGCUGCUACUACCGAUCCGGAGUACCGAAAGCCUCGUCUGGGCAUGUGGCGUGAGUUCCAGGAUGACUACGAUCUUGACGUAUUGGGCGUGGAUCUUAAGGGUUCAUUCUUUGUUGGCGAUGCCGCAGGGCGGCCGGGAGACCACUCCGCUGUGGAUCGUGGGUUCGCGAUGAAUGCUGGCAUGACAUUUAAGACACCUGAGGAGUUCUUCCUUGGUCAGCCCCUGGAAGAAGUCCCCGGGAUCUUUGACCCGGCUUCAUACAUCAAAUCAGAGUCAGAUUCGCCAGCAGUCCCCAAACCGUUCGCCCGCAAGCAUCCUCUGGAGCUUGUUAUCUUUUGUGGCAGCCCAGGCUCUGGCAAAUCAACCUAUUUCUGGAACAACCUGGAGCCGCUAGGGUACGAACGAGUGAAUCAAGAUAUCCUUAAAUCACGCCCGAAAUGCCUCAAAGUAGCCCGCGAGCACCUCGAGGCCAAGAAAUCCGUAGUCGUCGACAACACGAACGCAAAUCAAGAGACCCGGGCCUUCUGGCUAGAACUAGCCAAAGAGCUCAACGUACCCAUCCGCUGCAUUCACUUCCUCUCCCCGCCCGAGUUGUGCAAGCACAAUAACGCUGUCCGAGCCUCCAACAAGGAAUUGGCAUUACUAAUACUCUCAUUCCAACAGAACCCAGAAGCCAGACAAUCUCUCCCUGGAAUCGCAUUUGGAGACUAUGCGCGCAGGUACCAGGCGCCUACUCUCGACGAGGGCUUUGAGGAUAUCAUACCUGUGAAGUUCCAAUUUAAGGGGACCGAAGAGGAGAGUAAGUUGUGGGGCCAGUAUUGGACCUGA